CAGACUCUCCUGAGUGUUCUGUAAGGGAUCAGCCGGAAGACCUAUCAUUCCCAGGUGACAUUGUGCAGGGAUCAGACCGGAGACCGGACAGCGACCAGCUACAACCACAGUUUGAACAGGUAUCGAUCAAGAUGGAGACCCUUGUCCGCCGCUGUCCAUUUUUGACCAGAGUUCCGCAGACCUUCCUGCAAAAAGCAGGAAAGUCUCUGAUUUCUUAUGCCCAGAAUUGCCCAGUAAUGAUGGGGUUCAAGCCAUUAUCAAGUGCCCCCCUGAGUACCUCUGCUGUGCACCAUCAGGAAACAAAGGAGACCGCCUCAAAUGCCAACAAACUGCCUAAUGUCCCCUUUGAGCCACCUGCAGACCACAUGGGACCAAAUGGCAGCCAGAGCUCUUCAAAGUGCCCUUUCCUGGCUGCACGUAUGAGCCAAGAGACCACCAGUGUUUUCCGGAAGGCCAGCCUUGCGUUACAAGAGGACGUGCAUGAGAUGCAAACAAUGAGGGAAGAUCUAAGCAAAUCUACUAGAGCGUCUGGAGCAGCUGAAGAAAAGGCCCCAAAGACAAUUGGAAUGUUGGAAAAAUUCCAAGAGCGAGUGCUUCGCCAGAAACCCCAAGCUGUCUCUCACCUUCUGCAGGAUAACAUGCCCAAAUCUGUGCCCACAUUUAAGUAUGACACCUUCUUUGAAAAGAAGAUUGAAGAUAAGAAAAAUGACCACACCUACAGAGUGUUCAAAACUGUGAAUCGCCGAGCCCAGGUCUUUCCAAUGGCAGAUGAUUAUUCAAAUUCUUUGAUAACCAAAAAAUCAGUUUCCGUGUGGUGCAGCAAUGACUACCUGGGAAUGAGCCGCCAUCCCAAAGUUGUUGAAGCUGUGAUGGAUACUCUAAAAUUCCAUGGCGCUGGAGCUGGUGGAACAAGGAAUAUAUCGGGAACCAGUAAAUUUCAUGUUGAUCUGGAACACGAGUUGUCCGACCUUCACGGGAAAGAUGCGGCAUUACUAUUCUCCUCCUGCUUUGUCGCAAAUGACUCUACACUUUUCACUCUAGCUAAAAUGUUGCCAGGAUGUGAAAUUUACUCUGAUGCUGGAAACCAUGCCUCAAUGAUUCAAGGAAUCCGUAACAGCAGAGUACCCAAAUAUGUGUUUCGCCACAAUGAUGUUGCCCAUCUUCGUGACAUCUUGAAGAACUCCAAUCCGUCUACUCCAAAGAUUGUGGCCUUUGAAACAGUCCAUUCCAUGGAUGGUGCUGUCUGUCCUCUGGAAGAAAUGUGUGAUGUGGCCCACGAAUACGGAGCAAUUACGUUUGUUGAUGAAGUUCACGCUGUCGGUUUAUAUGGCGCCAAAGGAGGUGGAAUAGGAGACCGCGAUGGUGUAAUGAAAAAGAUGGAUAUCAUUUCAGGCACUCUUGGUAAAGCAUUCGGUUGUGUUGGUGGGUAUGUGGCAAGCACCAGUGGUUUGAUAGACACUGUGCGAUCUUAUGCAGCAGGCUUUAUUUUUACCACAUCCUUACCCCCCAUGCUUCUUGCUGGAGCAAUGGCAUCAGUAAAGGUAUUGAAGAGCGAAGAAGGACAGGUUCUCCGUCGCCAGCACCAACGCAAUGUUAAACUGUUGAGACAGAUGCUGAUGGAUGCCGGCCUUCCAGUUGUACAUUGCCCAAGCCACAUUAUCCCAAUCAGAGUUGCAGAUGCUGCCAAAAACACAGAGAUAUGUGAUAAACUGAUGAACACUUAUGAUAUAUACGUCCAAGCCAUUAACUAUCCUACUGUACCACGUGGAGAAGAGCUUCUGCGGAUUGCUCCUACACCUCACCACACACCUCAGAUGAUGAGCUAUUUCUUGGAAAAGCUACUGAUCACCUGGAAGGAAGUUGGCUUGGAUCUAAAACCCCACUCCACAGCAGAAUGUAACUUUUGCAGACAACCGCUUCACUUCGAGGUGAUGAGCGAACGCGAGAAAUCUUAUUUCUCCGGUUUAAGUAAAGUGGUGUCUGCCCGUGCCUGACAUCAAUCACAUGUCUUCUAGUGGGAGGAAAAAAAGUUAUAUUCACACAUUUAUAUAGUAUAUUGGCAGAUGUACUACUUUAUGUCACUAAAUAUGUUACGUCAACAAAUCACUACAGAUAUUUUCAUUCUGGGUAUUGUAGUAGAGUAUCGUCUAUCAAUAAAGUCUCUUGUAUUAAU
Molecule: messenger RNA, 2173 nt
Organism: Pelobates fuscus (common spadefoot toad)
Lineage: Eukaryota; Metazoa; Chordata; Amphibia; Anura; Pelobatidae
Gene: ALAS1
Product: 5'-aminolevulinate synthase 1
Exons: 11
Coding region: 132-1994 (620 amino acids)
Biological process (GO): heme biosynthetic process; erythrocyte development; hemoglobin biosynthetic process
Cellular component (GO): mitochondrion; mitochondrial matrix
Molecular function (GO): 5-aminolevulinate synthase activity; pyridoxal phosphate binding
Source: RefSeq, a predicted model, not a curated record